AUGAAGCAUGGAGGACGAUGCCCAGUUGAUGCAAUUGAAUAUGUUGAUGAUCAAAAUGUCAAAAGAACUAUUGAGUGUUAUGAUGAUGAUGAUGGAGAGAGUAAAGGUCUUUUGAAAUUAACAGAAGAAUUGAAUGUUCAUGUGCCACAAAAUUGUAAAUUACCUGAGUUAAAAGUGUUCGUGUCUCAACAUCCAGCUUUUAAAAAUGUGAGUAGAACUUGA
Didymodactylos carnosus is the source of this 222-nucleotide messenger RNA. The record is from the annotation of a GenBank genome assembly. Lineage: Eukaryota; Metazoa; Rotifera; Eurotatoria; Philodinida; Philodinidae.